This is a messenger RNA of Athalia rosae (coleseed sawfly), 5578 nucleotides long. RefSeq lists its product as uncharacterized. Gene Ontology annotation, cellular component: signaling receptor complex. Bases 870 to 4982 code for a protein of 1370 amino acids. Gene Ontology annotation, biological process: cell surface receptor protein tyrosine kinase signaling pathway; multicellular organism development; positive regulation of kinase activity. Lineage: Eukaryota; Metazoa; Arthropoda; Insecta; Hymenoptera; Athaliidae. The transcript is spliced from 10 exons. Gene Ontology annotation, molecular function: transmembrane receptor protein tyrosine kinase activity; ATP binding. The record is from RefSeq and is a predicted model, not a curated record.
ACGGAAUGACGUAAAUUAACGAGCUAGAAGGAGACGAAACGUAUCAGCGCCGCGGGAACGCGCACGGUUCAACAUUUGCCUCUUGCGCUUAUACACGUAUUUUCAGUCGUUUCAGUAACGCGCCAACCGUCGCGCCGCGUCCGCGCUAUCGGAUGUGAAAAGUUUGCCCAGUUUUAUUAUUUUUUUCUUUAUUUACUAUUUAUUUUUCACACCGCGUGCGUAGCGCACUUAACGCUCUCGGAAUCGAGUCGACGAACUCUUUCAAUUUCGGUUCCUCCUGCCCGCGAUUUUCCAUCGCGGAAUAAAUUCACUGCCACGCAAUUGCACGAACGUCUCACCGUCAAACCUUGCUCGAUCGCUACGAGUAAAUAAACAAAUCAACGAAAUUCGUUCGUUCUCAUUUUCACUCUGAUAUAUCGUUUGCAUAAACGUACGUACAUGUACGUGAGAUAUUAACGAUCGAUCGAAUGGCAAAAUGUCUUUAAAAAGUGAGAUCAAUGAUCGUGAUACGACGAUAAUAGCGCCUUGCAACAAAUUUAUCUAAUAGUGAUUGUUUUGCGCUUAUAAAUAAAGUACCUGUGUCACAUACGUUAGACGUACGCUCGUCACGUGGUGCAGCGUGAAUCUAGGUGUUGCUGCUGCUGCUGUAUAAUAAUAAUAAUAAUAAUAAUAAAAACAAUAAAGGUUAUCCUCUCUUCGUCAUAAUAAAAAAAAAAAAAAAAAAAAACAACAGUGACAGUUCAUACCGCCAGUAUAUUGGAAAAAUAAUAAUUGGAGGUGCGCAUCGGGGAUAAAAAUCAUGACGACGUCGGAUUAAUGACUUAACGAUCGAUCGAGAUACACAAUCUGGACCCCGAAGGCCGCACGAAAUGUUCGGAAAAUCGGGAUUCGUUCGAUGCCUGACGGUCAUCACCUUCGCGAUGAUUCUUCGGGAGCGGACCGCCGAGGCUCACAAUCGGUGUCUCAUGCUCGAUGAGGUGAAACCCAAGCGAGUCGUCCAAGAGGAAGGAAGAUCGCUGGACAUCACGUUCGAAUUAUCGCGUCGUGUAACCCAGCGUCUGGCGACAAGGAUAAUGAAAAUUUAUCUCAUCGAGGUUCUCGGGUACUCCGGCGUAUCCUUAAUAGAGCUGGACGACCGAUUCGAUACCUCCGAAGUGAUCGCGAGACUCUCGGAAAGCAGUAUAAUCGACGAGCAGAGCAUUAUUCCAGAGACCAUGGUAAACAUGGAGGUCUGGGUUCCCUCCACGACCGACAUAUCCUCAUUGCUCGACGGUUACCACACAAAAGAGUGCGGAUCGGUAGCCCCGCCUGGAUAUUUCGGGUGGUUCGUACCGCGUAGACUGUGGAAUUCAUCGUGGAUGGACACGUGGCACACGUUUGCCGGGGGAGAAUCGGCCGAAAAUUUUACGGUCGACGACGAGACGUUGACGAUGAUAAAGAAAGCGGCGAUGAGACCGGAUUCCAACGAUCAUUAUUGCAGCGAAUCGUAUUGCCACGAAGGAAUGUACGUUCCUGAACGUUGCAGAUCACCGUUUGAAAAUUCAUGCGCUCUUAUGCUCGCCGAUAAUCCGGACGUUACGGAAUUCGUCAAGGAGCAAAUAGACGAAUUGAAACUGUUCGUCAAGGUCGUCUGGGUAGGACCAAAUCUUAGAAAUAUAUCCGAAUUUUUGACGGAACGUUAUUCCUAUUCGAACGUAUCCAGAGCGUUCGUUAUACUCCACUGGACGCCCAGCGACGUUAUUCCAAACGAGAAAGACUUCGUUUCCCUGGUCCUCCCGAGGUGCAGACUCCGGGACGAGGACAGCUGCAACUACAACCCCAACAGACUGGUGAAAAUGGUGUGGGCGCGACUCGAGUACGUUGCCAAGUUCGCCUACGAGGCUAUACGCAAAACGUCCUUCACCGAAGAAAUGUACGAGGAGAUGAUAAACCGUUACAACGAACUCCGACUCGGGGGACACCGCGACGUGGAAGUCGAGGAAAGGGUCGCCUGCGACUGGCUCAAGGAUAACAUGGAGUACGCCAUACGUUGGAAACCCAGCAGCAAGGAUAAGACCACUUUGGUGAUAGGGGGGAUAUUUCCCAUGACCGGGCACACUUACAAGGCUCGCUCGAUUCUGACAGCCGCAAGCAUGGCGAAGGAGGCGAUAAACGUGAACAGCACGAUUCUCAGGGAUUAUAAUCUCACGCUUUUCGCCAUGGAUGGAAAGUGCAAACCCGACAUGGUCAUGACAUCCUUCAUACAGUACAUUCUACACCACGCGCCCAGACUGGUGGGAAUUCUGGGACCCGCGUGCUCCGAAACGAUCGAACCACUCAUCGGAGUUUCGAAGCAGUUCAACACGAUGAUCAUAAGCUACAGCGCCGAGGGGUCGAGCUUCGACGACAGGGAGAAAUACCCGAACUUUUUCAGGACCAUCGGAGAGAACAAACAGUACAAACACGUGUAUCUGGAACUACUGCGACAAAUGGAAUGGCGGAGAGUAGCGGCGUUGACCGAAGACGGUCAAAAGUACACCGAGUACAUAUCGCACAUGCAGGAUCAUCUGCAGGAGAACGGUAUCACUUUUGUCGACAACGCUAAAUUCCCGAGGGAACGGGACACCGACGUUCUAAAGAGGUACCUGGAGAACCUGAAGAAAAAACGUGCGAAAAUCAUAAUCGCCGACGUGUACGACGAGGUCGCGAGGCAGGUCAUGUGCGAGGCUUACAAGUUGAAAAUGACUGCCCAAGAGGGUUACGUCUGGUUUUUACCUCUGUGGUUAUUGUCGCGAUGGUGGGACACCGAUUUGUACAACAAAGAUGGCGAGAACGUGUCUUGUCCUACGUCGGAAAUGGCGACGGCGGUGAACGGUUACCUGGGAAUAUCUCACGCUUAUUACGCCCCCGACGACGCCGUUAUGCAGGAGAAUAUAACGGUGCGUCAAUGGCGGGAUCGUUACGAGACCCAAUGUCGCGAACAAGGUCAAGCGCCGUCCGAUUACGCCGGUUACGCGUACGACGCCACUUGGACUUACGCCUACGCGAUGGAUCAGUUGAUGCGAGAGAAUCAGAGCUACGUAUUCGCCCUCCGCAGUCCCGAAACAUCCCACCGUUUGACCGAGAUAAUAAGCAAGACCGAUUUUCACGGGGUCUCCGGAAGGAUAAAGUUCCUGGGCGGUGCCUCGAGAAUAUCGGUGGUCGAAAUCGUCCAGCACAUAAACAACGUGACGAAAAGGGUGGGGCGUUUCUACCCGAAUGUAUCGGAGGUUCGCAACGAGGUGAUCGGGGGUAAUUUGGAGCUGAACGUCUCCGCGAUCGUAUGGCUUGCCGGGGAGAAGCCGAACGACGGUUUUCUACCGGCCCAGAGAUGCGUCCUAGCAAGUUUGGCCGAACUUCUCGAUGUCACCUGUGAAGUCGCGAUCGUCAUCGCCAACAUAAUCGGCUUCGGGUGCCUGAGCGUUUUGCUGAUCGUCGGAUUCGUUGUCGUCAAAAGAAAGUACGACGCGAAGGUCCGUCUUCACGAGAAAUACAUGAAGUCCUUGGGAAUCGACCUCCUUCAGACGGACACAUCCGGUCUGGACAAAUGGGAGAUCCCUCGGGAGUGCGUCGUCAUAAAUCGUAAACUUGGAGAGGGGGCUUUUGGCACGGUUUACGGAGGAGAAGCGUUCUUCGCCGAGAAGGGGUGGUUAGCCGUGGCGGUGAAGACUUUGAAAGUGGGAAGUUCGACGGAGGAGAAACUUGACUUCCUCAGCGAGGUCGAGGUGAUGAAGAGAUUUGAGCACAAAAAUAUCAUCCGACUGCUGGGUGUGUGUAUCAAGUGCGAGCCGGUCUACACCGUGAUGGAGUUCAUGUUGUACGGUGAUCUGAAAACUUAUCUCCUCGCUAGACGGCACCUGGUUAACGACAGAAAUUACGAAGACUCCGAUGAAAUUUCUAGCAAAAAACUGACCGCCAUGGCUCUCGACGUUGCCAGAGCGCUCAGCUACUUGGCACAGCUCAAAUACGUCCACAGAGACAUAGCAUCGCGGAACUGUCUGGUCAACGCUCAACGAGUCGUUAAAUUGGGCGACUUCGGUAUGACCAGGCCGAUGUACGAGAACGACUAUUACAAGUUCAACAGAAAGGGCAUGCUGCCCGUGAGAUGGAUGGCUCCCGAGUCCUUGGGGCUUGGAAUUUUCACCCCAGCAUCGGACGUUUGGUCGUACGGAGUCCUUCUCUACGAGAUUAUAACCUUCGGCAGUUUUCCCUUUCAGGGAUUGAGCAACAACGAGGUCCUGGAGCACGUGAAGUCGGGAAACACGAUCACGAUACCGUCUGGCAUAAAGUCCUCGCUGGAAAACCUGAUUCGUUCUUGCUGGAAAAUCGACCAUAAAUUGCGCCCGAAAGCUCCCGAGAUAGUCGACAUACUCGCCACGAAUCCCCGGCUCAUAUCUCCCUGUCUGGACGUUCCUCUGGCCAGCGUACAACUGGAGCACACCGGGCAAAUCGAUAUGCAGUUGCCCGAGAAAUUCAGAAAAUUAUCGAUGUCCCUCAACAACUCCAACCGCCCCGAAUCCUCGAGGCUCAUUUCGGCAAAAAUUACGGAAACGCCGUUGAUCACCACCUCGGAGGAGGACACUUGUGCCCCGACGCUGUCGCCGGAAAACAAUCGUUCACGAUUUGAGAGGAGCAGCCGGACAAACAGUGAUUUUCUCAGCCCCGGCGCGUUCGAAUUCGGCCACCCGAUUGCGGAUAGCUCCAGACCCCUGCUCCCUAUCUCUCCAGAACCAACCUCUAAAUCUAAAUACGUGAAGUUACAAAAGAUGUCGAGCGAUUGUAAAAAUGAUAACGAACUUUCGGCGAGGUACGUUAAUAUACAGCCGGGAAUUUCACCGAUGGAAAAUAACGACGCUGAAGCGGAAAGCGUUUCAUUUUGCGCCGGCGGAUCGGAAACUACUGACACAAUUGACGAAGCGAUGAAGGCUCCAGGGCAUGAAGCCCAUCGGAUGUCAUUCGUCUGAUCUUACCGUUUUAUUUUCAACAUUGGAACAUCGAGUUCCCGAAACAAAUAAUGUCACUUGUGACCCUGUGCGUUCACGAUUCCGAGACAAAACGCUCCGUGGUGAGUGUAGCGCCGUAACGAAAGGGAGAUCGCCGACUUUUUGUUUGAUAACAGAGUCGAUAUCUCCACUAAAUGUGCCUUGAAAAGGAAUCGAGAAGAACGAAGCGAAGUGAUACGAAGUUCAUUACAGUUCAUUCAUUAAUUUCUCAACAGAGAUCGAUUAAACAUUCCAGUGAAAGUGUGUCUGGUGAAUUUAAUUCAUCGUCAUCAUCAACUCUUAUCGCGUAGAUAUAUAGGAGAACUUUGACGUAUUAUUUAUAAUUGUAUCGGAGUAAUCGUAAAAGAACUGAUGUUACCUUGAGCAAAGACCCCAAGUAUGACGCCGUGCCAACACAUACUUAGUACAAUCUCUAAUGAUUGGCGAUUGCAGUAUUGCGGCAUUUUUAUACCUCGUAUAGUCAUGUUUAUAGUUAAUGUUUUAUGUAAAUAUACUUGUACAGAAAUCCUAGUUAGUAUUUAUAAUUUGUGUAAAAUUUUAAACAAUUUGAAAACCAU